Populus nigra (black poplar) is the source of this 2763-nucleotide messenger RNA. Its product is annotated as heat shock protein 90-6, mitochondrial. Bases 170 to 2557 code for a protein of 795 amino acids. Lineage: Eukaryota; Viridiplantae; Streptophyta; Magnoliopsida; Malpighiales; Salicaceae. The transcript has 20 exons. Gene Ontology annotation, cellular component: perinuclear region of cytoplasm; protein-containing complex; cytosol. The record is from RefSeq and is a predicted model, not a curated record. Gene Ontology annotation, molecular function: ATP-dependent protein folding chaperone; ATP hydrolysis activity; ATP binding. Gene Ontology annotation, biological process: protein folding; protein stabilization; cellular response to heat.
AAAAAGGACGGAUCUCCAGAAACUUCCUCAAACCCCAUGAUAAACCCUACUAAACGCCCAUUCAUAACUCACGGAGUCUGAGACUCGAUAGAAACAGUGCCCAUUUACUCCACCUCUCUCUCUCUCCCCGGUCGCUUUACGUUCAAUUUCUUCCUCCCGUGAACGAACGAUGCACAGACUAUCGAGGCGUUCCGUCUCCACUAUCCUCCGCUCCACUGGCUCUGCCUCUCGUUACGGGAGCGCCGCCACCGCUGUCCCAUUCUCCGAUUCUGUUGUCGACGGUGAGGCCAAAUUCAGAUGGUACUCGGUUUUGACCACUGGGAGAGAGAUACCAAAUAAAACCAAGCAGCUGAACUUGAAGCAUACCUUUUUCUUGGGUACCCGUUACGAGUCUACGGCUGCAGAAUCUGAUUCGUCAUCAUCCCCUCCGUCUGUGGGUGAAAAAUAUGAGUAUCAAGCUGAGGUUAGUCGCCUUAUGGACCUCAUUGUUAAUAGUCUAUACAGCAACAAAGAGGUGUUUCUUCGGGAGCUUAUCAGUAAUGCGAGUGAUGCCUUGGACAAACUGCGAUUUCUUAGUGUCACUGACUCUGAGCUUUUGAAGGAUGCUACUGAUCUUGACAUUCGUAUUCAAACCGAUAAAGAUAAUGGGAUUAUAACUAUCACUGAUAGUGGCAUUGGUAUGACUCGUCAAGAACUUAUUGAUUGUCUUGGAACUAUCGCACAAAGUGGAACUGCAAAGUUUUUGAAGGCAUUGAAGGAUAGCAAGGAUGCUGGUGCUGACAACAAUUUAAUUGGGCAAUUUGGUGUGGGCUUUUAUUCAGCUUUUCUCGUGGCAGAUCGGGUUGUUGUCUCAACAAAAAGCCCACGAUCUGAUAAACAAUAUGUAUGGGAAGGAGAGGCCAAUGCAAGCUCAUAUACUAUAAGAGAGGACACAGACCCAGAAAAUCACAUUCCUAGAGGAACUCGCCUUACACUGUAUCUUAAGCGUGAUGACAAAGGCUUUGCACAUCCAGAACGGAUCCAGAAGCUUGUGAAAAACUACUCACAGUUUGUUUCAUUCCCAAUAUACACCUGGCAGGAGAAAGGAUACACUAAAGAGGUUGAGGUUGAUGAGGAUCCAGCUGAGGCCAAAAAGGAUGAACAAGACGAUACCACUGAGAAGAAGAAGAAGAAAACAAAAACUGUUGUUGAGAAAUACUGGGACUGGGAACUUACUAAUGAGACCCAACCAAUAUGGCUUCGGAACCCUAAAGAAGUUUCUACAGAUGAUUACAAUGAGUUUUACAAGAAAACCUUUAAUGAAUACUUGGAGCCUUUAGCGUCUUCUCAUUUCACAACUGAGGGUGAGGUGGAGUUCAGGUCCAUACUUUAUGUGCCAGCCAUUGCUUCCACAGGAAAGGAUGACAUAGUCAAUCCCAAAACAAAAAAUAUCAGGCUCUACGUAAAAAGGGUCUUCAUUUCAGAUGAUUUUGAUGGAGAACUGUUCCCACGAUAUCUAAGCUUCGUGAAAGGUGUUGUGGACUCCAAUGACCUCCCCCUCAAUGUUUCUCGCGAGAUUCUUCAAGAAAGUCGCAUUGUGCGGAUUAUGAGGAAACGCUUGGUUCGAAAGGCAUUUGACAUGAUUUUGGGCAUUUCCAUGAGUGAGAAUAGAGAAGAUUAUGAGAAGUUCUGGGAUAACUUUGGCAAACACUUAAAAUUGGGUUGCAUUGAGGAUCGUGAAAACCACAAGCGUAUUGCACCACUGCUCCGAUUUUUUUCUUCCCAGAGUGAGCAGGAGAUGAUUAGCUUGGAUGAGUACGUGGAAAACAUGAAACCUGAGCAGAAGGAUAUCUAUUACAUAGCUUCUGACAGUGUAACCAGCGCUAGGAACACGCCUUUCUUAGAGAGACUUCUUGAGAAGGAUCUUGAAGUGCUGUUCUUGGUUGAUCCCAUUGAUGAAAUUGCCAUCCAGAACCUGAAAUCAUACAAGGAGAAAAAUUUUGUUGACAUCACCAAGGAAGACUUGGAUUUAGGUGACAAGAAUGAGGAGAAAGAGAAGAACAUGAAGCAAGAGUUUGGCCAAACUUGUGAUUGGAUUAAGAAGCGCUUGGGUGACAAAGUUGCCAGUGUACAAAUAUCAAAUCGCUUGAGCUCAUCACCCUGUGUCCUUGUGUCUGGGAAAUUUGGUUGGUCCGCGAACAUGGAGAGGCUAAUGAAGUCACAAACAGUUGGUGAUAUGUCCAGCCUGGAGUUCAUGAGAGGCAGAAGGGUGUUUGAGAUCAAUCCUGAACAUGAAAUAAUUAAGAACUUAACUGCUGCAUGCAGGAGUAACCAAGAUGAUGAAGAUGCCCUAAGAGCUGUAGAUCUCCUUUACGAUGCAGCUUUGGUUUCCAGUGGAUAUACUCCUGAGGAUCCAGCACAGCUGGGUGGGAAGAUUUAUGAGAUGAUGGGUAUGGCGCUAUCAGGGAAAUGGUCAAGUCCUCCUGAGAUUCAGCAUCCUGUAUCUUCUCAACCAGGUAUCCCAGAAACAUUAGAAGCAGAGGUGGUUGAGCCGGUUGAAGCUGAUGGGCAGAAGUGAGAGGGGAGGGGACGCAAAAAACAAAUGCAAUUUUUGCUGCUUCAUUUCCAUGUUUCAUAUGCGUAUAUUUAUCUAGGAGGGGGAUUAUUAAGGCUUUAGUUCAUAAAUGGCAGAGGGGAAUUGUGCAAGACUGAGCUGGACUGAUGUUGCCUGAAUGCUUCGAAAUGGUUGUAGUUAAAUGAUUAUUUUUGUCUUGUUCGCGUUUA